Molecule: messenger RNA, 770 nt
Organism: Entelurus aequoreus (snake pipefish)
Lineage: Eukaryota; Metazoa; Chordata; Actinopteri; Syngnathiformes; Syngnathidae
Gene: tafa5l
Product: TAFA chemokine like family member 5, like
Exons: 4
Coding region: 1-438 (145 amino acids)
Source: RefSeq, a predicted model, not a curated record
AUGCCGUGUGGAGUCAAGACGCUGUGGGCAGGAGGAGGAGGAGGAGGAGGAGGAGGAGGAGGAGGAGGAGUGUUGCUCUGCUGCCUGCUGCUGCUGCUCUGGGGCAUCUACUCUCAUCUUCUAGGAGAAGGCCAGCUGGCGGUGGGAACCUGCGAGAUUGUGACGCUCAACAGGGACAGCAGCCUUCCCAGGCGGACCGUCGCCAGGCAGACCGCCCGUUGCGUCUGCCGGAGAGGCCAGAUCGCCGGCACCACGCGAGCGAGGCCGGCUUGCGUCGACGCUCGAGCGGUGCGCAGCCGGCAGUGGUGCGAGAUGUCGCCCUGCAUGGAGGGCGAGGUCUGCAGCCUCCUCUUCAACCGCUCGGGGUGGACCUGCACCCGGGCCAGCGGACGCAUCAAGACCGUCACGGAUCCUUGCCAGGAGUGGAAUCGUGCUUGAAGAAAAAACAAACAGCUUUCCAGUACUUUUUCCUCCGACUAGAAAGUGAAAAAGCGUUUCCCGGAAGAUUCUUCUUUGAAGGUGAUUUUGCAAACACUCGCUCAACACCUCUUCCUCUUUUCUGGAUCUCACCGGGCUGUGGACGAAGGACGCGGUGAGCCUGCGUGGACUCUCGCUGACGUGGACAACGUGCUGACUCGGCAAAUGUGGACAUUUUGAAUGGCUCUGCAUUUAACGUAGGUGUUGUUGUUUUUUUGUAAACGUACACGAUAAAAUACUCCUCUUUGUCUACGGACAUCAUCUCAGCAUCAGCAGUGUGUGUGUGUGUGUGU